Triticum aestivum (bread wheat) is the source of this 879-nucleotide messenger RNA. RefSeq lists its product as uncharacterized. Bases 18 to 725 code for a protein of 235 amino acids. The record is from RefSeq and is a predicted model, not a curated record. Gene Ontology annotation, molecular function: translation initiation factor activity. NCBI's taxonomy places the organism in Eukaryota, Viridiplantae, Streptophyta, Magnoliopsida, Poales, Poaceae. The transcript has a single exon. Gene Ontology annotation, biological process: translational initiation.
GCCUCCCCCGGAAGCAUAUGCAGAGAAAAACGAACUUCAAGCCUCCAGCGAUCUCGACCGCCAGAGCCCCCGGAGCCCACACACCCGCCGGCGUGUCGCCGCCUUCGUCGAUCAAGAGCAACACCGACGUGGCGCUGCCGGAGUUGGAGCAGCGCGUCAAGGUGUCGCCACCGCCGCCGUUCGCGUCGGACAGGUGGGCUGCGGGCGGCGCCUCGUCCUCCGACGAGGAGGAGGACACCAAGAAGACCAAGAACAAGAAGGCCGCGACCGGCAAGACGGUGCCGGCAAGGAAGAGCGGCAAGGCCAAGGGCAAGGACAGGUACCUCGUUGCGCCAAAGGCAGAAGCUGACCAGGAGUUCAUGCCCGCAGGGGUCCCCGACCCGUUCGCCGACAACGACGCGCCCCCGCCCUCCUCGUUCGACCCGUUCGCCGAUGACGCUGCCGGGGGCGGCGCUGGGGUCGACGAAGCCUACGUGCACCUCCGCGUGCAGCAGCGCAAUGGCAAGAAGACGCUGACCACGGUGCAGGGGCUCAGCGCCAGCUACAACUACGCCAAGGUGCUGCGGGACCUCAAGCGGGAGCUCUGCUGCAACGGCACCGUCGUCGAGGACAAGGAGCUCGGCAACGUCAUCCAGCUGCAGGGCGACCACCGCAAGCGCGUCGCCGGCUUCCUCGCCAAGGCCGGCCUAGCCAAGACGGAGUGCAUCAAGGUCCACGGCUUCUAAGCCGAUCUCCAUAGAGUUUGUUUAUCGGGUUUGCUGUUUGGUGAUUUGAUUUCUGUGUGAGUCUGGCCAUAAUGGCUUGCGGUCGUCGGGUUAAAUCGUGUAAGGGGUCACUUUUUGCUAUAUCAAUAAUAAUGCAGACUUUUAUAAUACUUAA